This is a messenger RNA of Pyricularia grisea, 348 nucleotides long. RefSeq lists its product as uncharacterized. The record is from RefSeq and is a predicted model, not a curated record. The transcript is spliced from 2 exons. The annotation marks the transcript as partial. NCBI's taxonomy places the organism in Eukaryota, Fungi, Ascomycota, Sordariomycetes, Magnaporthales, Pyriculariaceae.
UGCGCGUUCGCAAAGCCUCAGCCAAGUUGCUUUCCGAGACAAGGCGGAUUUUUUUACCAUUUAUCUUCAUGGGAGUUCAGACUUAAUACCGACCAAACCAACAUCCAUACUAAACCAUAUUUAAGCUUACCGUCCAUCCAAAGAACGGUGAUUUUGUACCCGAUUGAAGGUUCUUUGGUCGUCCCUCAUAUUGAUCGACAAUUCUUUGGCAACGCAGACCAUUUUACAUCUUGCGAAAUUUCAUUUCUAUGAGACUUCAACUACACGAAUCAUCCUGCUGCUCAUCCUCUGUAAUCCGUUGCAUUUGAGACACAGGUCUUGCCGAAGCCGGGGCAUAAUUAUAAUCCG